AUGCCCUACAAAAAUGGACCAAUGGACCAUUGGACCCAGCAAGUCAUGAAAAAAGUGACCAGGGCUCGAUCCCUGGUCCGUGAGAGCCACAAACUGCUUGCCAGAAAUGACGAGAUCCAGUUGAGCGCUGAGCUUCGUCAGAUUGAAUGUACCCUCGUCAUGGUUCUUGAGGAUAGCGGCCUUCGACCUGCGCUCCCUUCAACAUACCUUACCCCAUCUCUACCACCAACCGGCCCGAGACAUGGCAAUCGUCGUGAUCGCGGACGAUUCACCCGUGGGCACGGUAAUAGCACUUCGAGGCCCCAGGCAGCCGGGGAGAGCCAGGCUCAGGCUUGCGCGAGUAGCGCUAUAGGCAUCCAAAUCGUACCGGCUGGACCUACCUCGACUCAGAAUUUUCGAGAUUCAAGCAUCCCUACUUGUGUGGAAGACGAGACAAUUGUCAUCAAGCCCGCCGAUUCUAUUACUACGACACCACCGCCACAAGGAGUACUUGUGGACUUCGCUGAAGAUAUAACAGUCAUUGAAGUGCUGCCAGGCAUUGUGGCCGCCAUGGAAGCAUUGCAAAUUGCUCACAGCGAACCACAGGGCCAGGCGGAAGUGUGUUGA
This is a messenger RNA of Penicillium samsonianum, 606 nucleotides long. RefSeq lists its product as uncharacterized. The transcript has 3 exons. NCBI's taxonomy places the organism in Eukaryota, Fungi, Ascomycota, Eurotiomycetes, Eurotiales, Aspergillaceae. The coding region runs from base 1 to 606 and encodes 201 amino acids. The record is from RefSeq and is a predicted model, not a curated record.